UUCACACCACAAUGUUUCCAAAUGUCAAAAUAAUUGACAUUACAAAUGUCACAAAUUUCACGUGCGGUGCAUUGCAAUUUUGCGUUAAAAAAAUGUCUAUAAAUUAUGGUAAAUUAAGUUCUGUUAUAAUAAAACAAUGUUUCGGUGUAACCGUACAAAAAGUAUCCGAUUGUUUAUUCGAUGCAAUCUCUCGGAGUCUAUCGAACAUUGUCAAGUCAACAAAAUUAACACGAAGAGAGGUAACAAAUGCCCUCGCUGUUUUAAUAAAAUUUCAAUUAGUCACAUUCAAACCAUCCGACUUAAAUCCAACUAUCGCUGAAUACUCAAUUCGACGUGAUGAAAUUCUAUAUAUUUUACGAUAUUCCCGAUAUGUUCAUUUAGCUCAAACUAAGUACGGAACUAUUGGAGCUUCCAUAGUUGAAGAACUCCUUCAAUCUGGCAGCCAAACUACUUCGCAUGUUAUUUUGAGAUGCUUCUCAAACACUGACAACAAAGAUAAACUCGAGACGUAUCGUGAUUCAAUGAUUACAAUGAUUGGUGACAAUUAUCUGAUUAAAUUGCCACUCCUUCAGCAACAGGAAGGUGAUUCAGAGUUGAUUCCUAAACUUCACAUUGAGCCGUACGAUGUCUUCAUUCCUCCAGACAUCGAUUUGGCGGCAAUUCAACAACUACACUCUGGACAAACGGUUCCACUUAAAGAUGCUGGAAUUUAUUGGCAAGUAAACUUUGCUCGGUUCCAUCAAGACUUCCGAGAUACCAUCAUGAUCUCGGCGAUAGAACGCAAACACGGAGCCAGUGCUGGGGAAUGCUUUAGAUAUAUUCUGAAACAGAUGUACGAAAGGACUGAUCCAUGGCAGAAGCAAUCUUCAAAUCCUUUUACGUUUGUCGAAAUAAAACAAGCAAUCGAGAAAAAGUCCAAUAAUUUGGAAUUGAUGAAGUAUCUUGAUCAAUAUGUUAUGCUUAUAGCUGAUGAUAGUUUAGGAUUCAUCAGGCGGAUCGGUGAAAUGGGUGGUGGUCAAUAUAUUGUUGAGAUGGAACAUGCUUUUCAACAACUAGCCUUAGCUUGUAUUGAGAAUGUUAUCACAGAGCGUUUUGGUUCGAAGGCCUCGAGAAUAUUUCGAGUGAUAAAAAUGAAGAAAUUUAUUGAACAAGAAGAAAUACAAAAAGAAGCUAUGAUUCCAGCAAAGGAAGCUAAACUUCUUGCUUACAAUCUCUUUCAAGAACAAUUCACACAAAUUAAAACUAUUCGGAAAGCAGGUGGUGGUGGAAGUGGACCAGCUAAGGCUUUCUAUUUGUUUCAUGUUAAGCAUAAACAGGUGGUGAAAAUGCUUCUUGAUAUAUGUUUUAAAGCUUUGUUUAAUGCGAUAACUCGAUCGAAUUAUGAAAAGUCUGAAAAUAAGAGGCUUAUAGAGAAAUCACAAAAAUUGGACAGCAUUGUGGAAACUAUGAAGGAACGAGGUGAAUCGGAGGAAUAUAUUGCAGAGAUUUUAGAAACAUUAACACCUCCUGAACGAGAAAUUCUCGAGAAAGUAAAAGCUCGCAUAAAAACACUAUCCAAUGCUGAGCUGGCUCUUGACGACACAAUCUUCUUAUUGCAAAUGUAUCUAUUUCAUUCAUCUGUGCCAAAAUACACAACCACAAAGACAAAAUAAAAUUAAUAUUUUCUUUAA
This is a messenger RNA of Episyrphus balteatus (marmalade hoverfly), 1670 nucleotides long. It is a transcript of the gene Polr3C, whose product is annotated as DNA-directed RNA polymerase III subunit RPC3. Gene Ontology annotation, molecular function: single-stranded DNA binding. The record is from RefSeq and is a predicted model, not a curated record. Gene Ontology annotation, biological process: DNA-templated transcription. The coding region runs from base 12 to 1652 and encodes 546 amino acids. The transcript has 7 exons. Lineage: Eukaryota; Metazoa; Arthropoda; Insecta; Diptera; Syrphidae. Gene Ontology annotation, cellular component: RNA polymerase III complex.